Leguminivora glycinivorella is the source of this 513-nucleotide messenger RNA. RefSeq names its product larval/pupal rigid cuticle protein 66-like. Lineage: Eukaryota; Metazoa; Arthropoda; Insecta; Lepidoptera; Tortricidae. The record is from RefSeq and is a predicted model, not a curated record. Bases 60 to 455 code for a protein of 131 amino acids. Gene Ontology annotation, cellular component: extracellular matrix. The transcript has 2 exons.
GAAGCAUCAGAUCUUCUGGACUUACCGACGUAGUCACAACUACCUAUCCUCAUUUCAACAUGGUUGCGAAGUUCGUCAUUGUCCUCGCCUUCGUGGCAGCGGCCUCCGCCAGCUCUCUCUCCAGCUUCUCCUAUGGAGUAGCUGACCCCUACACGGGAGACUUCAAGAACCAGGUCGAGACCCGCGCCGGCGACAACGUCCAGGGACAGUACUCGCUUCUUGAGUCCGAUGGCACCCGCAGGACUGUCGACUACGCUGCCGGCGCUGGCGGAUUCAACGCCGUUGUCCGCAAGGACCCCGCUCUGAUCGCUGCUGCCCCCAUCUCCUACGCUGCCCCCAUCUCCUACGCCGCCAAAAUCCCCUACGCCGCCACAAUCCCCUACGCCGCUCCUUAUGCCGCCUAUGGCGCCUACCCUUACGCCCGAUUCGGAUACCCCUACGGACGAUUCUACUAAACUGUAUUAGGCAUUUCCAAUUGGCACCGAUUUUGUAAAUAAACAGAUUCUAUCUCAA